This is a messenger RNA of Anneissia japonica, 3573 nucleotides long. Its product is annotated as ras-related protein Rab-7L1-like. Gene Ontology annotation, molecular function: GTP binding; GTPase activity. The coding region runs from base 325 to 960 and encodes 211 amino acids. Gene Ontology annotation, cellular component: vesicle; Golgi apparatus; trans-Golgi network. The transcript has 6 exons. The record is from RefSeq and is a predicted model, not a curated record. Lineage: Eukaryota; Metazoa; Echinodermata; Crinoidea; Comatulida; Comatulidae. Gene Ontology annotation, biological process: vesicle-mediated transport.
AUGAUAGGCGUGUGAUUUCCGGGUGUAAGUCCAUGUUUUGUUGUGGCACAUGACCAAUCACGUGAAAAUAAAACCAAAAUAAAACUACGACGGCGGCGGCGGCCUUGUGAAAGUUUCUGACAUUUGCACGGUGGUGUGACCGGACGUCUGAGCAGCCAAGUCUGAUGUUAAAAAGGACCAAUUGUAUAUCACCUAAACUUAAUGCCCUUUACAGUUAGUUCCUGAAACUGUGUGACUUCAAUUCUAUAGAACCUGUUGUUGUGACCCUUAACCUAAAAUACUGCAGCCGACAAAAAUCACACCGCUGAAACUUGUGGUAAUAGUAUGAUUGAACGUUUGUUUAAGGUGCUUAUUAUCGGAGAUGGAACUGUUGGUAAAACAUCGUUUGUUGAGCGCUAUGUGUCUAAUAGAUUUAGAGACGAUUAUAAAACUACUAUUGGAGUUGACUUCGCUUUGAAGGUUCUCAACGUAAAUGAUGAUGAGACAGUAAGGUUACAAUUAUGGGAUAUUGGCGGUCAAGAGCGUUACACCUCAUUAACUCGUGUAUAUUACAAGGACGCAUCAGCUUGUGUUAUCAUAUUUGAUGUAACGACGCGCAAAACAUUUAAUAGUGUCAUGAAAUGGAAGAAUGAUCUUGAUUCCAAAGUGUCGUUGAAAGAUGGUAGUCCUCUGCCAUGUUUACUCCUUGCCAAUAAAUGCGAUCUUGCACAACAUCGUGUAGUGUCUUCACACGAUAUUCAAGAACUCUCACAAAACAAUGGGUUUAUUGGUUGGAGCGAGAUAUCCGUUAAAGAAUGCAGCAAUAUAAGUGAAUCAAUGAUGUUUCUAGUAGAAGAAAUUCUUGCAAGAAACACACUGACAGGCCAGCCAGGAUCUGUAGCAGAUGAACUCACCGAUAGUACAGGCAGAAUUACCUUGACACCAAAUACAUCAAAAUCUUCAAUUUUCUGCUGCACAUGAUAAUACUUAUACUUAUUAUAUCCUCUUCAUAUAGCAACCGCGUUAUAAGCACAUAAGUUCUUGAUUGACAAUAGGGAGCCUUCGAUUUGCGAUGACAUACAACUUUAAAAACUUAAUGACAUCAUGUUAAUUUAACUUUGCAUGUCUGAACGUUGUGCGUUGCGUUCUCUCCUGAAAUCUGGAAUGGUUGUCGGCCGAAUCUACGAUCAGGCCACGAUGAGAACUGUGCAGUAUUAAACAUUGUUGCGUCAGUCUUUGCGUUGAUGACAUCCGCAUACGCGUCGUAAACAAUCAAACAGUCACGGUGAGUGAAUCCGUUCUAAGUUCCUGUUAUACGUUUUCAAUCGAAAGCUCCCUAAUGAGACAGUGGAAUAAUUUUUGCAUCCCCUCUCAAAGUUUGUCUAAAGCCGUGUUCACAUUAAAUUAAUUUUCACCAAGUCUAUACGUAAAUUGAUGUUGUCAGUCUAUAUUUCUGUUUAUACUAUAACGAUAAACGAUAAAAAGCUAAAAAGCAAUUGUUCAUACAGAAAUAAAAAAACACUAGCACGAUUCGAUGGUGAUUUAUCAUGUAUACGUUAAAGAAAUAUUUUCACAAUAAAAUCGUUUUUACUACACCAAUUUUAUUGUGUUCCCAUGGUUAUGACGUCAUUUGAUUUGUGAAAAUAUUUUUUUAUCAUAUACAUGGUAAAUCAAAUUGUGCUAGUGUGAAAACUAUUUUUAUAUGAACAAUUGCUUUUUACCUUUUUAUCGUUGAUCGUUAUUAUUAUAGUGUAAACAGGCCUAUAUUGUAGAUACUGUAGAUUCAGUGAAAGUUCAUCAAUGUGCACAGUAUUUGCUUGCACUGAGGAACAUUUAACUUCGUUACACUGUCCACAUGCUUUUUCACACUUGAUUUUUUUCGGUCAAAGUGACCACGCACAUGGUUAGUUUGACCAAACUUAUUCCAAUGUAAACACGGUUUUUGUAAAUGUGACCUGCUUUUGUAGUUUCAUGUCCGAGUAUUGCCAGAGGUUGUGGCAGUGUGAAUGGGGUAUAAGCUGGAUAAGGUUAGCAAAUUGCCAUGCUAGUUAUGUAACUAAUAAGUGUACUCUCGUUGGCUAAUUCUUUGUUUUUUGAAAUGUUAUGAUCGAGCAUGUUACGAUUAUGUCUGUUGAUCAAAAUGAAAAUUUAUACUGCUGUUAACCUGUCCAGUUGACUCCGCUGGAGUGUUACUUCCACAUCCAGAACAGUCCCACAUUCUACAGUACUAAUCACAGGCAGUGUGUUUGGUGGAAUGAAGUGCUUGCAGGCAAACUGCGGGCAGUGGACACGGGCAAAGUCAGCUAGUUCUGCUAACAGGCAGGGUUCUCUUUGGCUUUCAUGCUGUAGUAAACAGAGUUAGGGCCCCACGCUGCCUGCAGUGCCUGCCAUCUAAUUGCUUUUGCUGUUAAUGAAUGUGGAUUGCAUUACCCAUGGCAAGUGUGGGCAAAAAGUGCACUGCUUGUGAUUGAAACAAGCUUUUCCACAGCCUAAUUUAAAUACUUAUUAUAGUUGAAUUUGCAAGAGUACUAAUAUAAGGUCAGAAAUAUUUAUCUAUGGUUUUUUCCUUCAUUAUUUGUGUAUAUUGCAGUGUCUUGUCUCUUAAAGGAUAAUUAACAUACAUAUGAUUAUAUUUUAAAAUUUUAAUAAAGGGGAAUGGUUUAAAAUAUUAUUAAAUAUUCAUGUUUUAGAUGUGAAUAUUAAGGAAGAUGUAAAAACUACUUAAUUUAAUUCAAAUAUAUCUUAAAAAUUGAUGCAAAUAACCUUAAAUUUUAUUAAACAAAUGCAAUCAAUAUUUUAAGGAAAACUAUAAAUGUUUUAAUCAUUUUAUCAACUUGUGAAAAGGGUUUAUUUUGUGAUAAUUAUUUUUUCAAUCAUGUUAUAUGUUUAAAUCACAUACUUAUGGGAAAUAUUAGGAAAAUAUAUAUAUAUAUAUAUAUAUAUAUAUAAAACUAUUUUAUAAAUUUGUAUGUAUGAUAUUGAAAUAUAGUUAGUGUAGAAUAUAGUUAUUAAUAUUUUAUAGAGGAAAUGUUAUGUUAUUCAAAAAUCUAUUAUAAUCACAAGAAAGUGUUUGCUAUACAGUAGUGGAAUAUGUUGGUAUAUCAUACAAUUUUAAAACAUGUUACAAUGUUUUUACAUAAUAUAAUACCAUGCAGACUCUAAAAAGACUGAGAGAAGCCACGAUUCAGUAGUUCGUUCUUUAUUCGAACAUCAUGAGGAAUAUCAUGUGUAUUGUUAUUAUUAUUAAUAAUUUCUACACAAAUACACAAAUUCUGAUUAUACAGUAAUGCACAACUGCAAAAACUUUAAAAAUAGGGUUAGUCACUACAUAAGUAACAGAGGGAGAGAGAAUUAUACCAAAACAACAUUAGUGCUAAAGAGAGAACCUAUUUGUAAAUUAAUGUUUUUGACAGAGUCAGUUGAAGAAUUAAAAGGCCAGCAAAAAAUGUAAAUUUUAUGUAGAUUUUAUUGUUAUCUGUCAUAACCAGAUUGUUAGAACCAAUCAUUUAUUGGUAAAUUAUUGAUUCUCAUUGCACUUAAGUUAUUUACUUAAAUUAUUCUGCUGUAUUUGUAAGUAAAAUGUCACAACUCCUA